Molecule: messenger RNA, 2086 nt
Organism: Nothobranchius furzeri (turquoise killifish)
Lineage: Eukaryota; Metazoa; Chordata; Actinopteri; Cyprinodontiformes; Nothobranchiidae
Gene: ubxn4
Product: UBX domain protein 4
Cellular component (GO): endoplasmic reticulum
Molecular function (GO): protein binding
Source: RefSeq, a predicted model, not a curated record
UACAGAUAGGGACAGACGCACGUGCGUCAGCGAGCGUGACCCACAGUAGGAAGAGGACUGCGUGCGCAUGCGUACCAGUGAUCAACAGUGAAGCUGUCAGGAAUAACCGUGUGUCGGAGAUGCGUUGGUUCCAGGGCUCCAUUCCUGACGCCAUCAGCUAUGCUAAACAGCGCACCUUUAUCUUUGUGGUUGUUAUCGCAGGGGAUGAUGAGCAGUCAGCGCAGCUGAUGUCUACCUGGGAGGACCAGCGUGUCUCAGAGGCGGCUGAGAGCUGCUGUGUGGCCAUCAAAGUGGACGCCAGCAGUGAUACAUGUGUGCAGUUUUCCCAGAUCUACCCCGUGGUGUGCAUACCCUCCAGCUUCUUUAUUGGAGACAGUGGGGUUCCUCUGGAGGUGGUUGCUGGAUGUGUGUCCCCUGAUGAACUGGUGAAGAGAAUCAGCAGAGUCAGUCAGAUGCAAACUCGGCAAAUUGGAAGUGGUGGAACAGUAACAGAACCUAGUGUUCCUGUGGAUGCCAGCAGAGCUCCAGAUGCUGCUUCAACUCCUGCGCCUGCGAGGUUGGAACCAGCAGCCAGUGAGCCUGCAGAUGGAUCCCGAGGAGCAGAAGCAUCCGUCUCUGGUACCAAGGAUGAAGGCAGACCUUCAAGCAUUCAGACUCCUGCAGAGAAGACCUCUGAUCAGGCUGCAGAGUGUCCCGAGGGGGAAGAAGACCUGGACUCUAAAGUAGAAAGAUUAAACAAAGUAUUGGAGGAGAAAAGGGAGCAAAGAAAGAAAGGAGAGGAAAAGAAUGAAGUCAGAAAAGAAAUCGAGCGCCGUAAGAUGGGGAAGAAUGUGCAGGAUUUUAAAAGGAAGCAGGAAGAGGAGAACAACAAGCGAAUUUUGGAGGAAAGGAACAGAGAGAAGGCCGAAGAGAAGGCUGCUAGGGAGAGGGUCAGGCAACAGAUUGCCAUGGAUCGAGCUGACAGAGCAGCCCGCUAUGCCAAAACACUGGAGGAGGAAAAUGCUGCUAAGCAGGCUCGUUUACUGGCCAUGCAGGCGGACCUGGAGGCCAAGAAGGAAGCAGGAUUAAGACAGAGGAGUGCUGUAGCCAGGAUACAGUUCCGGCUCCCAGAUGGGUCAUCCUUCACCCACCAGUUCUCAUCUCAGACCAGGCUGCAGGAGGCCUGGGACUUUGCCGCUGAGCAAGUGGGAAAUCGCUAUGGGCACUUCUCUUUAGCGACCAUGUUUCCUCGACGAGAGUUCACCAGUGAAGAUCUAAGCAGAACCAUGCUGGAGCUGGAGCUGAAUCCCAGUGCGUCCAUUGUGGUCCUGCCACAGUUAGGAAGGCCUCCUAACACUGUGUUCCAGUCCUCUGGCCCAAUUCUCUGGACUGUGCUGGGCUCUCUGCUCUACCCUCUGAUAGCGGUGUGGAGAUUCCUCAGCUCCUUCUUCGUUACUCCAGCCUCUUCUGCUUCAGUUUCAACGAACCCCAGCCAACACUUCAGCUCUCACACCAACGCCCCCUCAGACCAAACUAAAAGAGAAACUCCCUCCAAGCGCAGUCUGGAGACCCAGCCCCGGGACUUCAAGAAAGAUGGAAAAAUCUGCAGGCUUCGGACUCAGGAUGACAGUGAGGAUGACAACAACACCUGGAACGGGAACUCUACCCAGCAGAUGUAAUUCUUCCCUCACCAGGGUCUUCUGUUAUCAAUUAGUUUAUUCUACUCAGUCUCUGAUGAGGUGGAGUUUUCAGAUUCACAUGAGUGUUGUUCAUGACGGGCUCUCCAUCAGGUUGAAAGUCCCAGUCUGAGAAUGGUUAUUUUUAAACCUUCUAACAACAAACCGGUUUAAAGCAGCCAUACUGGCAGAGGGCUUUAGUUUCAGAUCCCUUUGAGCCCAGUUGUCCAUCAUCAUAAAACGUUAAAACUUCCAGUUACUAAUGAUUACUGCCUGACUCUAAUGAGCUAGUUCCUGAUAAUGAGACUUGUCAGAAGGUCUGCUGCUGUUGCUGACUCUCAGCAUGACCGUGUGUGUAAUCAGUUGUUUUUGGGUGAUAUCUGUAGUUUUCUUCAUUCAGCAAUCAUGAAUAAAAAUUUCUGUUUCCAGAA